Messenger RNA from Aureococcus anophagefferens, 900 nucleotides. RefSeq lists its product as hypothetical. The transcript is spliced from 2 exons. The annotation marks the transcript as partial. Gene Ontology annotation, biological process: mRNA export from nucleus. Gene Ontology annotation, molecular function: protein binding. The record is from RefSeq and is a predicted model, not a curated record. Gene Ontology annotation, cellular component: THO complex part of transcription export complex. Lineage: Eukaryota; Pelagophyceae; Pelagomonadales; Pelagomonadaceae.
UUCAAGAACGCGACGACGACGACGCUGACCGGCCACGGCCGCAACGUCAACUCGCUCGAGUGGAACGCGACGGGCGCGCUCCUCGCCUCCGGCUCCGACGACAAGACGGCGCGCGUCUGGGCGGGCGAGGACGGCUACAAGUGCGCGCACAAGCUCGAGCAGCACGGCGACUCCGUCGUCCAGCUCUGCUGGGACCCGACGACGCCGACGUCGCUCGCGACGCUCGCCGCGGACAAGGCCGUGCGGCUCUGGGAUUUGCGCGAAUCGACGCGGUGCGUCGCAAGCGUCAAAACGAACCACGAGUACAUCAACAUCGCGUGGUCGCUCUGCGGCCAGCACAUCGCCGUGGGCUCCUCCGUGGGCUCCGGGUCCAAGGACGCGGACGUCAAGGACUACGUGUCCAUCAUCGACGCUAGGACCCACGCCGUCGUCAAGCGCCUCAAGUUCGCCUACGAGGUCAACGAGUUCGUCUGGGCGCCCGACGCGCGGACGUUAUUGCUGACGACGGAGAAGGGCCGCGUCGAGGUCCCGCGCCACCCGGCGAACAUCUGGACCAUGCACGCGCACACGGACGACUGCUACUGCGUCGCUUUGGACGCCGACAGCACGCCGCCGAAGCUCGCCGUGGGCUCCAAGGACUCCAUCGUCUCGCUCUGGGAUUUGGAGGAGAUGAUCUCCGUGCGCACGAUCCUCCGCCACACGACGCCCGUCCGCUGCCUCUCGUUCUCGGCCCACGGCCAGCUCGUCGCGUCGUCGGCCUACGACCCGGGCAUCGACAUCGCCGACGCGGAGACCGCCGAGCUCGUCCACACCAUCGACGCGCAGCACGCCAUGAACUCCCUCGCCUGGCACCCGACGAAGCCCGUCCUCGCCUACGCCAUCGACGCCAAGUCCGCCAAG